GUUUACCGGGCUGGAGCGGCGAGUGGCAGCGCACGGCCGGCUCGCGGGGAGGGCUCCUUCCCGCUUCCCUCUUGACACCGGGCCAGCCCCAGCGGAGCUGCCGGCCCCGAGUGCCAGGAUCCGAUUUCUGCUGUCUGCUGGCGCGAGGGGGAAAGCCCUCCUAUAUAGACCUGCGGGGCGGCCGCGCUCGCAGUCGCGAGUGGAGCGGCUGCAGCGUGGGCAGCCAUGGGGGAGCUGCCGCUGGCUCUCCUGGCUCUCGCUGCCCUUCGCUGCGCCGGGGCGCCAGAGUCCCUGGAGAACGACUCGGAGCCGGGCAAGAGCGGCACACCAGGGAAGCCCUGGAAAGCAGCCCCCAGCCUGGCGGACCUCGACCUGGACACGGCAGGUGGAGGGGCCGAGUGGACGUCCUGGUUCAACAUCGACCACCCUGGGGGGGACGGGGACUACGAGAGCCUGGAGGCCAUUCGCUUCUACUACCGUGGGCGCGUGUGCGAGCGGCCCGUGGCCAUCCAGGCCCGCACCACCGAGUGGGAGCUGCCCGAGGACGUGGGUGAAGUCGUGCACUUCAGCCCCAAGAAGGGCUUUCGGUGUGUCAACAAGGAGCAGCCGCAGGGCAAGACCUGCUCCAACUACCACAUCCGCUUCCUCUGCCCGCUGGAGCAUAUCUACUGGUCGCACUGGUCCUCCUGGAGCCCCUGCUCACGGAGCGCCUGCGGCAGCAGCGGCACCCAGACCCGCCAGCGCCGCUGCGUCAACGCGCAGGUGGUGGCUGCGCUGAAGGAGCUCAAGUGCAAGGGCAAGGCGGUGGAGCGGCGGGCGUGCAGCGCUGGCCCCUGCCCAGAGCCGACAUGGACGGAGUGGGGCGCGUGGGGGCCCUGCUCCCGCAGCUGCGGCAGCACCGGGACACGCGUCCGCCGCCGGAGCUGCAAGAACGCCAAGAAGCUGCUGUGCGCCGGGCGCCCCGCCGAGGUGCAGAAGUGCCCCCCCUCGCCCUGCCCAGCCUGCCCUGAGCACACCCUGCAGGGCACCGUCGUCUCCGCCACCGGUGCAGCGCUGCCCGGUGCCCGCAUCUACCUGGAAGGCCGACCGCCGGUGCUGGUGGCCCGCAGUGACACGCGUGGCAGCUUCCACGUGGCUGGGGUGUGUGAGGGCACCGCCGCCAACAUCAGCGCCCACCGUGACGGCUUCGUCCCGGGACUGGCACCCAUCACCUCCAACGGCUCCGGCGUGUCGGUGGCACACGUGAUGCUGCAGAAGCUGGAGAAGCCCUACAUGGUGCUGCACCCCAAGCCGAAGGUGCGGGUGGCCGGGCAGGAGGUGACCUUCUGCUGCAAAGCCUCGGGCACCCCCAUGCCUAAGAAGUACUACUGGUACCACAACGGGACGCUGCUGGACAGGAAGGUGCACAAGUACGGCAGCCGCCUGGAGCUGCAGGCGCUGGUGCCGGCGCAGGCUGGCACCUACCACUGCAAGGCCAGCACCGAGGCGGGCGCCAUCAGGUCGGCACCGGCGCAGCUCACCGUGCUGGCCCAGGGCCAGCAGAGCUGCAACCCAAAGCCGGAGCCCAGCCUCAUCGAGCUGCCCGCCGAGUGCCGGCAGGACGCCAAGGGCUCUCGGUACUACGACGUGGGGCACUGCCCGCCGGCACCGUGCGCCGGCAGCCCGGCUGAUGGGAAGCGGUGCGGGGCGGGCGCGCGGCGCUGCUGCGGCGUGCGGCGCAUGGAGGUGCGGGAGAUCCAUUGCGGCGGCUCUGUCCUGCCCAUCAAGGUGGUGGCCAAGUGCGGCUGCGGGCCCUGUGCCCAGCCCCGCGUCCUGGUGCAGGGACGGGUGAUGGCGGCCGACACCGGCGAGCCCCUGCGCUUCGGGCAGAUCUUCCUGGGGAGGAAGAAGAUCGGCUUCACUGGCUACCAGGGCUCCUUCACCAUCGAGGUGCCGCCGGACACGCAGCGCCUGGUGGCCCGCUUCGUGGACCGGCAGCAACGCUUCGUGGACACCAUCAAGGUCCUGCCCUUCAACAGCCGGGGCGGUGCGGUCUACCAGGAGGUCAAGAUGAUGCGGAAGAAGGAGCCAGUGGAGCUGGAUGCCGGCCGGACCAACGCCAUCCCUCUGGGUGAGGUGAGCGGCCAGGAGCCCGUUGGGGAGCUCGUCAUUCCCGCCGGCGCCUUCCUCCGUCCCUCCGGGGAGGUUUUCAGCGGCACCGUCAAAGCCAGCGUCACCUUCCUGGACCCCAGGGAUAUCGCCACGGCCGGCGCUGCCUCCAGCGACCUGAGCUUCGCCAACGCUGAGGGGGAGAUCGUCCCCCUGCGGACCUACGGCAUGUUUGCCGUGGACUUUCGGGAAGGGGAUUCGGGUGAGGCGCUGCAGACGGGGCCAGUGGAGGUGCGGAUGGACGCGGGGCAGAUCUGGAUGCCGGAGCACCUGAAGAAGAUGAAGCUGUGGUCCUUGAACCCCGAGACCGGCUUGUGGGAGGAGGAGGGCGUCUUCCGCCCGGCCAAGGAGAGGCGCGGGAAGAGGGAGGAGAGGACCUUCCUCGUGGGGAACAUGGAGAUCCGCGAGCGGCGCCUCUUCAACCUGGACGUGCCAGAGGACCGCCGCUGCUUCGUCAAGGUCAGGGCUUACAGCAACGAGAAGUUCAACCCCUACGAGCAGCUGGAGGGGGUGGUCAUCAGCCUCAUCAACCUGGAGCCCCAGCCCGGCUUCCCCGCCAACCCGCGGGCCUGGGGCCGCUUCGACAGCGUGGUCACUGGCCCCAACGGCGCCUGCCUGCCCGCCUUCUGCGAUGCCCGGCGCCCCGACGCCUACUCGGCGUAUCUGACCGCCACGCUGGGCGGUGAGGAGCUGGAGGCCGUGGCCUCCAGCCCCAAGCUCAACCCCAGCGCCGUGGGGGUGUCCCAGCCCUACCUGAACAAGCUGGGCUACCGCCGGCUGGACCACGAUGACCCCAGCUUCAAGAAGACGGCCUUCCAGAUCAACGUGGCCAAGCCCGACCCCAACAACAUCGACGAGACCAACGGCCCCGUCUACCCCUACCGCAGCCUCAGGGAGUGCGAGGAGGCACCGGUGAGCGCCAACCACUUCCGAUUCUACCGCGUGGAGGUGGACAAGUACGAGUACAACGUGGUGCCCUUCAAGGAGAGUGACCUGACCUCCUGGACCGGCGACUACCUGGCGUGGUGGCCCAACCCGCAGGAGUUCAGGGCGUGCUUCAUCAAGGUGCGGAUCGAGGGGCCGCAGGAGUACAUGGUGAGGUCCCGCAACGUGGGGGGCAGCCACCCCCGCACCCGGGGGCAGCUCUACGGGCUGCGCGACACCCGCAGCGUGCGGGACGCCCUGCUGGAGAACAGCUCGGGAGCCUGCGUGGAGUUCAAGUGCAGCGGGAUGCUCUACGACCAGAGCCUGGUGGACCGCACCUUGGUCUCCAUCAUCCCCCAGGGCAGCUGCCGCCGCACGGCCGUCAACGGCCUCCUGAGGGACUACCUGGCCCGGCACCCGCCGGUGGCCGACACCGACAACACGGCCGCCUUCACCAUGCUGGCGCCGGUUGACCCGCUGGGGCACAACUACGGCAUCUACACGGUGACGGACCAGAACCCGCGCCUGGCCAAGGAGAUCGCCAUCGGCCGCUGCUUUGACGGCACCUCGGAUGGCUUCUCAAGGGAGAUGAAGUCGGACGCGGGCACCGCUGUCACCUUCACCUGCCAGGAGCGGCCGGCGGGGCGCGAGAGCUUCUUCCAGCGCCUGCUCACUUCGCCGGCCGAGGCACUGGAUGAGAUCCGGCGCGAGAUGGGGGCCGGCGAGAUGCGCCGGGCCCCCCCCGAGGUGCUGGACUUUGCCUCCGGCGUGCGAGCCCUGAGCCCCACGCCGACCCGCCGGACCCCCAGCAGCCGGCGGAGGAUGGGCCGGACCCGGGCGCAGCAGUGAGCGCCGCAGCGUCCCUGCGCCCCCCCGCCAGCCCUCCACUCUCCCCCUCGCUUUUACCCGCGCUCAUUUAUAACGACCGAUGGGGGGGGGGGGGGGGGAUAGGGGGGACGCGGAGGUGCAAAGGGACAAAGGGACACGUCUGGUGGGGACUGUGCUGUGUCCCCCCACCCUGAACAAGGGACACUUUUUCCAAGGGGGAGGCACCCCCGUGUCUGAGCCCAGCUCCCCCCCCCCCCCGGGUGCUGUCCCCUGCCCUCACCCCCAGCCCCGUGCGGGGCAGCUCGUGGUGCUCACCCCUGGCCCCGGCCGCAGGAUGCGGCCCCUCGGGGGUUAUUUAAAAAUAAAGUGAAAAAAUGCGGGGGGAGGGGGGGGGAACGCAAACAGGGGAGAGGGCUCAUUGGGGAAGGGGUACCGCGUACCGGGGAUUGGUGACUGGGUGGCACCUGGGGGUCCUCCUGCCACCACGGGGGCCGGGGGAAGUCUUGGUCCUGGCUAGAUGCAGCAGCCCUUUGGGGCAGGAUAACGAAAUAUGGGGUUUCUUUUUGGGGAAAAAAGCAAGGGUUUGGAUUAAAAGCCCUUUUCUCCCUCCCACACCAGGUGGUAGAGGCUUGGGUGCAGGCAGCAUGCUGGGGACCCCGGGCUCAGACCCCGCAGCUUCCACCCAAGCUCAGCACAGAGCCUGCCUGGGCCUGAUCCUGCACCCGACAAACCGGGAUCCUUUGCCCUCAGGGUGUGCAUUUUGCCCCAAAUUCCUUUUCCCCAGGCAAAACCAAAGCCCCUUCUUCCAACCCCCCACCCCCUUCCUUGCCGCCAGCCCCCGCGGGCAGAGCUGGGGCUGCUCAGCGCACGGUGGAGGGGGGGAGGAGAUGACGGCAGGAUGCGGCCCCGGGCACGCCAACAAUUUGUACAUUAUUUAUUAUGAAAUAUACGGUUGUGUUUACACCCA
This is a messenger RNA of Cygnus olor (mute swan), 4867 nucleotides long. It is a transcript of the gene CILP2, whose product is annotated as cartilage intermediate layer protein 2. NCBI's taxonomy places the organism in Eukaryota, Metazoa, Chordata, Aves, Anseriformes, Anatidae. The transcript is spliced from 9 exons. The record is from RefSeq and is a predicted model, not a curated record. Bases 226 to 3921 code for a protein of 1231 amino acids.